AUGUCCAACGACAAUAGUAGCCAAUCUAAGCUCAUUCCAUCGCCGACGAUCACGUUGACACCCGUCGUCCCACCACCGCCACCAACACCGACACCAGGCGCGCCAAAAUUCAUCACCGUCAAUCCCCCAAAUAUUCUCAUCGAAGCAUUCAAAGGUGCCGUGGAAAGAUCGAUAGAAAUCAAAAACAUCUCGCAAUUUCGUUUGGCGUUUCGCGUUCGCACCAAUGGUCCCACCCGGUAUCUCGCGUGCCCAAAUAAGGGAUUUUUGGCGAUUGGCGACAAAGUGUUGGUGAAAUUGACGUUGAUGGAUGCCCGACGAUAUCAGGCGAAUCACGCGUUUCUCGUUCAGGCGAUGCCCGCGUACGGAUCGCAUUCGGAUCGUUCGCUUGUCUGGAAAUCGCCGCCACCGGGCAGUAUUUACAGCUUCAAAGUCGACGUUUUACAUCAAUCGCGUCUCGACAAAUUCCGCAAUCUUCCGCCGGGCGUUUCGAGACCCAGAAGUCCUGCCGAUCUAUCGUCGCCGGGACGAGUCUCGUCGACAACCGACGUCGUUAUCAAUCCGCCGGGCGAUCAGGGAGAUCAUGGAGAAUACUCAGCGCAGGUCGCCGAGCAAACCGAAAUUUUGCGAAAACUCUUGCUGGAAAAGCAGCAAAAAACCGCCGAGAUGGUCGGCGUUUUGAACGAAAUCAAAACGUUUGAAGUGGAAUUGGACAGGCAAACCCAAUUGGUCAACGAGCUUCAGGAGCGCAUCAAAGGCGGCGAGCUGCAAUUUUCGAACGAAAUCCGCAACGAGUUGGAGCGAACCAAGCCGAACACCGACAAUUUCUAG
Molecule: messenger RNA, 828 nt
Organism: Caenorhabditis bovis
Lineage: Eukaryota; Metazoa; Nematoda; Chromadorea; Rhabditida; Rhabditidae
Source: the annotation of a GenBank genome assembly